AUGUCUCGACGCGUCGUGGUCGUCAAGUGGUCGCUUUUAGAAGCACCCGACCAAAAACGACUUUCGGAUGGGGGCAGCGGAAGGUCUUCCCGCUUUGAACAUAGAAUUUGAACAUACUUUAAUUUUUAUUUCAACUUUGGUGAACAUACGAAGAACUAAUUUACGAAGUUUAAUUUUUAAAUAUACUGAGCUAUAACUUCAGAUUAUUCGUUCAGAAUCUGAUCUCUUCGAGCUAUUUUUUCACACCUCUCUGCGAAUUUUCUCGUUUUUCCGUUCUUCCUUUGUUUUUGUCAUUGCGUGGAGGAAAAACGCGUGGCGAUUGUCUUUGGGGAGACUGGCUCAGAGCCAAUUUCGGCUUCUCCUCGGCGCCAUAUUAGGAAAGAAAGUAUACUCGCUGUUGAAGACAUGCAAACGAGGCAAAAGGGACGAGGAGGAUUUGAAAGCCACGCCCACUUCUUUUUCCUCACACGAACUCACUCACGAAAAGACUCACACACGCUCACGGCUGCCAAAUCGAAACGUGAGUGCUCCGUGUGCAUAUUCCUUCCGCGCAGAGCCGUUCUUCAGGCUUUUCCCUCUUUUUUGUGCUCUUUGAAUUGGUUUCGUGUCACCUCUGAAGUUUAAUGGACUAAAAGCUGCUGUUCCGUCUAUUUUGAUCCAUUUUUUCUUGGGUUUUUUGACUCGAAACAUUUUUUUUUGUGUUUUUGAGCCUCUUCCUUUGAUUUUCUAACAAGCUGAUGAAAGUUUUGAAAAAUUUUUUUGAUUUUUGUGAUUAUUUCCAAUUUUAUUUUUUUUUUCUUAAGUGAAAAGCUCACGCCACCCGUAGAAUUUUUGUCAUAACUUGAGCUAAAUCUUGUGAAAGCCGCUUUUGAAUUGAAAUCUCCUAGAAUUUCCUUCAUUCAUCUCUUUCCAUUUGUAAUCAGGCUUUUUUUCACUAACUUUUUUAAAAAGAGCUUUUUUUGACAUUUUUUUCUUGAUGAAGAAAAAAACAAAAAUCCUCGAAAAAAAUAAUACGGAAGCUCAAAUCUCUUCAGAAAUUGAAUGGAACUUCCUAGACAAUUUUUUGCAUUUUUUAAGCUUGUGCUUUUUAAAUUUUAAAAUUUAAGUUUUCUUCAAAACACCCAUCUCGUUUUUUCCCUUCAAUGAUUUAAGUUUCUUAUUUUCUCCUUGAAACUUGAAGGUUCCAUGAGUUUUAUGAAUUUUUCAUCUGAUUUCUUUUUUUCGCUCCAAUUUCUUCAAAAACUCAUCUUGGAAAUGGCAAAAAUUUGAAAAUUCCAGCAAUCGAUUCCUUCGAUUUUUCAAAAUAUUUUCGAUAGUUUUUUUCCCAGUUCACUUUUGCUCAGACUAUUCUUGCUCUGAGGUUACCAAUUACAGAAAAAAAAGUUAGAGAGUGGGUUUCGCUGUUAUUUUUGGUUUUUCAAUGUUCUUGCGCAAAUAUUUUUUAACUCAAGAAGAACUUUCCUUCUCUUACGAAAAUGAUUUUUCUCAAAUUCUUCAGGCUUCGACUAAGCCGAAGCUCCAAAGAUCGCUCCAUGAAUCCAGGAUAAAAGCGUGCCAUUUUCAUUACCCUGCCAACACAUUAGACGGCCCAUAAGCGGACAUGAGCAACACAUAUGAGAGUCCCCCGUAAUUAGCGGACCUCCAGGAAAAGCUGUCGAAUAUUGAUCGAAAGCCGGCUGGCAGAGGUCCGACCUCACCUCCAUUUCUUUGACCUUUUGAGCAAAAUGCACUUUGUCUGUUUGUGUGGACAACCGAUAAUUGAGUAGGGGACAAAAAAGGCGAGAAAAUUGGAUUGGAGCGUUCGCUUUCGAAUAAAAUGUCGGUUCACGGCUUCGAGAAGACGUUCAGGAAAAAUUGAGUUGGCUUAAUCGAAAAAAAAAGAAGUUAAGCCUUUAUGUGUGUUAGUACUCUUUUUUUUCUUAUUUAGAGUUUCCAAAAAAACCGAAAAAAAUUCAAGGUUUUUUUCGAAAAAAAUCAACGUACCGUUUUUCAAUUAAAAAAAGUAUGAAUCUCCAAAAAGAGGUCCAAAUUUUUUUGUACAAGUCGUAACAUGAAUUCAGCCACCUUUUUUUAUUCUACCAUUAUCAACGCUUCAUCUAAGAAAUAUUUUUGAUUACUGGAAGGUUCAAACAAAAAUAAUUGGAUUUUUUUUUCACCUUUCGGGCUCAUCAAGGUGAGACGGAAAUGACCCUUCGCUAAUUAUCACUGACGGUCCUUCAUUAUUAUUGCGUGUGUGUCGCUCCUACUCGACUGCCCCGUCUACAUUUAAUAACUGCCUUGUUCCGGCUUUUCCCUGCAGCUUACGGCGCCAAUAAUUACCAGAUAUGAUGACGCUUUUCUCCUGCUCAAUGCUCUCGAUCUGAGAUACUCUCUUUCUUGCUGUUUAUAGAUUUUCGUGAGACAUUUCGUUUGUUUUACGUUGAAAUUUCUUGAGUAAAAUAGGCUCACUAGAAUUCGCUGGAGCACACUUCCACCUGUUCGAAAAAUCAGAACGCGCCACUUCCAAAUUUUUGAAUUUUUAAAAUAUUCUUUCUUUUUUAAUGUUUUAUUUUUACGUUUGAAGUUCAUUUUUAAAGCUGUGAAGCAGUACCGUUUUAUUCUCAAUAAUUGAAAAUUGUUAACGUUAUUUUUUCGUUCAAAUUGAUUUUUUUAAAAUGGUUUUUAUGCUUAAUGUUCUCUUAAACAUUCUUUCAUCAUUCUCACUGUACGACUUCUGUCCAACAGCCUCAUUUCAGAACAAUGACAAUUGAUGAAAGAUAGCGACCACCAGCAGCAGCCCUGAAUACCUCAACGCACACAGAAGCGUCCGAGUCAGGCGAGGUGGCGUGGCGCCGUUGGGCGGACGAAGACGUGCACGGACGGAUGGCGUCGGAGAUGAGCCGUGUCGCCAACUACUGCUGCGAGUGCGUCGCCUCGCAGGGCCGCUGCAGCGCCGACACCUGUCCUUGCGUCGCCGCUCGCAAGACUUGCGACGAGCACUGCGAGAGCACCAGGUAUAACUUGUUAUAUGAAAAAAUGACCGUUCAAAAUUUGAAAUACAAUUCGGGAAAUUUGUAAAUCAUCAUAACAGACUAUUUUUUGUGGGGUAGUUCCGUCCUUUUUAAGUUUCGAGGGUUUUAAGCUUACCCAAGAGGGAGUUAGCUUGAGAAAUUUUUGCCGAAAAAAGCUCAUAAAAUCACGAUUUUGAUCUAAAAUCGACGUUUUCGAAAUCUCGAAAUCGUUUCGAAAGAUUCUGCGGUAUUUCUCCAUUCUGUCAUGUUACUACGCAUUCCUAGCGAAUGUAUGUUCGGUGCCGUCCUGACGUGUGGCCGAUUGAAGCGGAGACGGGCCUCUGAAAGGCUGAAAGUCUCGUGGGAUGCGCGUUUUGAUAUCCGAUACCACGACCAAACACAUAUGUCCGCAACGCGUCCUAAACGGCCUCAUCCGCAUUUUCGGGAUUCAAAGCUGUACUAGUUGGCAUAACAGAAGGCGAUUUGAUAAGGGAUCAUACGUUCUUGUUUUGAAAGUCUGAGCGAUCGAAAAUAGCUCAAAGUAGAAAAGCGCAAUCAAGCUAAUAUUUCUGGAAAGGUAAAAAAAAAGCAAAAAAAGUUUUGGAACAGCGACGUUCAGUUGAUGAUUACCCUCGUUUGGAUAUAGGAUACUUUCAUAUAGACGAGUUUUUUAGUGUCCGAAGGUCUUUAACAUGAGAGUCUUAAAAUAGGUUCCUGAAGCACAACUGAAGUGAUGAAAUUUAGAAAAUAAGAAAGGUGGCUCCACUUGAAAAGUGGGUAAAAUUAAUUAUCUUUUUUGAAAAGGUUUUGAAAAGGAAAAUCUCUGAACGACAUAACUCAACCUAAAAUUGCAACUUCGCCAGUCUUAUAAUUUUAUUCUGAGCUCUUGUAAAAGUUUUUUUAUAGUUUUGCGAAAAAGUCAUAGUUCCCAUAUUACUUUUUUUGAGAUGAUUCAUCUUUUUCUUUCAAAACAGAAAAACCUACAAAUAACCGAACUCAGAAACGAAGAGCAGCAAAAAAAGUCCCCGGAGAGCCGUUUGCUAUUCGCACUCCACAACUACCCAAAUACUAUGGUCAUUGGAAUUAAAGCAAUAAAAGGGACCCAUAAAAAGGGCAAAGAUUUUUAUUUGAGUGUAAUUGGAAAGUAAUCCUUCAUCAUCACUUACCCACGCGCGAAAACCUGGGAUUAGCCGCGCUAUUCACACGUUUCUUCGCCGUGUCUUCUUCGAUUCUUCUACUCGAGUAAAGAUGUGAGAAGUGAGGAGCGUCAAGUGGGAUGAACAUGAAGAAUGAAAAGGGACAGUAGCUUCGAAUCAUUGUUAUUUCAACUUGGUCCUUGAAUAAAUGACUUGUUGAGGUACCGCGGAGACUGCCUCAACCAGGCGAUCUGCAAGUGUUCCUGUGAGGUCGAUCCAGCCAAGCCGGCCAAGAACGCCUGUACCAAGAGCGAAAGAUGCGAUUGUUUGAGGAUCAAGGAAGGCUGCAGCAAACUUUGCGCCUGCAAGCAAAUCUGCAAGAACAAGGUGAUUUUUGUCUUUCGUUUGAUUUCUCGAAACCAUGUAGAAUCGUAAAGUUUCAAGUCGCUACAUUAUUUUUUUUUAUAUUCAAUUUUACGAAGGGAGAACUAACCAUGGGAAAUGCCUUGUUUGUUCAAUUUUUUUGCUUUUUUGGAAACUGUUCAUCCUUUUGACAAUUUUUCUUUUAGAAAACUUUUGCUUUUUCAUCAAAUGUGAAACAAUAUCGUAGCGUUCUUCUUCUUCUGAUACUCUACAUUUCGUUCUACAGUUUUUUUUUUUUGCGUGAACUCAAGCACCGUUCAACAGUAUUCAUGGAUUUUGGAAGUUUUGAAAAGCUUUGAGAUCUCAAAAAAAAAACAUCAAUGCUCAGAGCUUCUUUGUAUUUUUCCAUCCAGUAACUUAACACUAAACAAAUGCUGACUCCAAGAAGAAGACCCAAUUUCCAUGGUAUUUCUUCUUACUCCGUCUCAUUUGCAAUAAUCACGAAGGAAAAUGAGACGGAAUGAUCCUGGAAACGGGGAAAAAAGCCCUCGAAAUGGCUCGUGUUUCUCGCCACCGACCAAUUGAAAUACGUACACUCGGCACGCCAAUAGAAGCCCCUCUCGAAGAUUCCUUAAAUGCACUCCUUUUCAAUGGAAAAACGAAAGCCAAUAGCCUUGUUAAAUUGUUUUUGUUUGCACAGAAAUUCGUAUUGGACUGAGUUUCCGGGUUUUGUUUGAAAAAUAAAGUUGGAUUCCUUUGCUUCGAAAGAUUUAAAGUUUGAGAAAAAUCGGAACAAUAGUUAAAUUUUGGCUUUGAAGAAACUCCAUUGGACUUGAGUCCAUUUAUUCAUCAAAUUAACUGUUUUUCAAUCAAAUUUAUGAUCAUUUGUAAGAAAAUCCAAAAGCCUCCUGAGAGAAGUUGAGCUCUGAGGAUUACACUCGAAGUUUCAAAAACUAGGAGAAGAAGCGGAACGAAACGCCUGACAAGGUUAAGCCCUGAAAGUCGGGUCCUUGAAAGGCAUUUUUUUAUGGUUUUCGGGGGCUCAGGAACUGAAUUUUUUUAGUUUUCCAUCUUCAUUUCUUUUUGAGGGACGAGAAAAAUAGCACAAGAAUGUUUCAUUUCAUCAAUUUAUGAGAGAAUAAAUAUAGAUUUUAUUCUUUGCCAAAGUACAAACUUUUGAAAAGGUUUUUACAGGAUUUUUCAAGAGGCGAAAGUCUUAAUUUUUCAUGAAACUCAAGGGAAAUAGUCAUCAUAUUCUUUUUCUUUUAAUUUCAUGAAUAAAAGCUCGGGGAAAUUACAGGAAGCCCCGAAGAAACUGACAAAAGUAGCGAAGCCGACUUCUGGAUGCCAAUGCGCAAAAAGCAAGAAACAAUGCGUGAAGAAAGAAUGUUCCUGCAGGACUGUCUACGGUUUCUGCUCAGCCAAGUUUGUUCAUUUUAAAAAAAUGAUUUGGAAAAACAAACUUGUAUAACUUUGUCUUCUUUAACCUUUUCCGUGAGGUCUUUUUUCAUUCUUGACAUUUUUGGCUGAACCCAUAAAUUAACACGAAGAACGGGUCUGAACGAAGAAUUGUUGAUCUACUGGCGACUGAUGAGAUGAAUGGGCCGAGGCAGGCGUAAAACGGACAAAAGAGGCGCUUGGACGUGUCCCUGGAACCCUUUCCUGAAUAUUUCACUCCGUUCGGCCUGGUAAAUCUGAGAGCCGCGAGUUUUUCACCAACGAGUUGUGAAUUUGCAAUGGAUUAUAAUGUGGAACGGGCUCGAAAACAAAACUUUUUCACAAAAAUAACGAGUUAUUUGAGAGAGGGGGUGAUAUAAAAAUUUGAAAAUUAGUAAGAUUCCGGUAAAAUUUCUUACUUCAAUAAAACUUUCCAGAAGUUUUUUGAAGAUGAAAAUUCCCUGAUUUUUUUGAGCCAACAAUUGGAAAUCUAACGACUUUUUUUUCCUAAAUAAUUUUCGGAAUGAAUAGCGAACUAUUCUGCAAAGUUUUAUUGAAUUUUUUCUCAAACAUGUGUAUUUUAUAUGAAAAAUUAACAAUGAAUGAAUUUCUAUAAAAAAACUUUUUUUUUCGAAAAACUAUAAAUUUCGGCUCCCAACUUUCAUCUAGAAGCUUUAGGUCCUGGUUUUCUACUCAAUAGUUUUCGCGACAAAAUUUCUUCUGCUUGAAUGACUUUGGGGUGUGAAUCUGAUGCGAAAUUCGUCUCCUGUGGCCGUUCAAAUUUGAUUUCCUUGCGCCACACACUUGAGAAAUCAUCUAACUCACUAAAUUCUUUACUUCGCAGAUUUACAUUCGAUCAAACUUUCAAAAAAAUAACUAAUUCAGUUGCAAAUGCGGCGGCGACUGUACAAAUGGUGCUUCGAAGUUUUCGGUUCCGAAACACGUUCAAAACUGCUUUUUGGAGCAUAAACACGAGAGUAGCGGCCUGAUAGUCACAUUGAUAGGUUUGAUAAUCUCACAGGGUUUUUCUGAAUGAAGUUGCCAUUUUCAGGAGAAGAUUACAUUUACCGAGGCGAUUUCUACCACGAGUCGAAGGUUAGUUCGUCUGAAUUUGUGGUUUCCUUUCCCUGUUAGCUUGGAACCAAAAGAACUACAGACUUCUGAACUUCUUAUUUUUUUCAAAGACCUUAAUUAAAUGUAUUCUCAAGCCAGGGGUUAAUGGACCAUAAUCAUAACUCUGAAAAAUACCCUCUAAUUUUUAAAAAAAUGCCCUUUAAUUCUGAUUAUUUUAGGGAGAACCGCACGUCGAGGAGCAGUUAGUAGCAGCAAUUUAUGACCUCAUAUCUAAAUAUAAUGUGAGUUUGGAAAUUUUUAUCAAAAAAAGUGAAAUGAAAGUUCCAUUUUUUUACACGUUUCGUUACGAUUAUUCUUUAAAGUUGUCGUUUUUUAACGUCGUUUUGAACCAAAAAUUAGGGCAAAACGAAAGGUUUUUGACUUUUUUUUAAUAUGGAUAACUUCUUUUUAUCAUGAUAGUGAUAAUCAAAAACAACUUGACGGUUCGCCUUUCCAGGUAGACCUCUAUGAAAUUAGUAUAUUCGUGUCGAAGUCGCCUUGCUUUCAUCAAGACUGCGAGCCCAAGUGCGAGGUCGUCGACGAGUGCAAGAGCAACAAGGCCUGCGCCAAGCUGCUCGGACUCCUUCUCAGCAAGGUUUUCCAUCGUGUCCCGACCUCUCGAAAAUCUUCCUACUUCCAGGUCCGGAAGGAGAUCAAAAAGGUGGACGUGAAGAUGACCGUGAAAUUCCUGUAUCCGCAUCUGAAUCGGGGCGAUCUUUACACCAAACAAGGCAUUUUGUGUAUGCUUCAAGCCGGUAUCAAGGUUUGUCAAAUCGAUUUUUUAUUCAAGAGCAGAAACGUAGAGAAAAUUAAGGAUUUUUGAAGUCAAUUUAGGCCUCAUGAGUAGCGUUGUUCGAGUUUUCUCUCUUAUUGUUUAUUUCCAAAAUGAAAUUUUUUUAACUAGAAAUUUUCAAACGACUUUUUGAAGUUCAAAAACAUAAUGUACAUUGAAAAAGUUUGAUAGUUUCAAAAUCGUUGAAGUUACUAAUUUGAAAAAAUUCGAUACUUCAUACACCUGAAAAAAAAAUUUUUUUAAUGGAAAAGGGUCAAUAUUAUGAAAAAAAGAUGUUUAAUUAAAUUCUGAUUUCCGAAAAACAAUUUUCUCUGAAGUUUCAAAGCCUGGGUUUCUGAAUACUAUUACUUUUUUCAAAAAAAGCUGAUUAUUUUAGGUCGAACCACUACUCAUGAAGGAUUGGUGCGCCAUAAUGGACUGGUCACCAAACGUUGAUCACAAGGGCGAUUACCUCCAAUUGUGGAAUAAUCAUCACCUUGAUAAGGUUUGAAAAUUUGAUUUAAAUUUUACAAAGGAGUUCUGUAAGGGUCUGAUCUAUCAGUUUUUCUUUCACUGGGACAUUGUAUUUGCCGAUUUAGGCUGUGGCGCAGUCCCAACUUUUCAUCAACGAAUGCCGAAGAGCGUUGGGCCUGUCGAUGAAGUUCUGGGUGGCGGAGAUCCACGAGAUCGUCAAGGACACGAUUCUGCACUUCUCCGACCUGAGGACAAAGUGUGGCGAUCUUAACGACGCUUUGAAACAGGUAUGAGGUCACACCUGAGCAAGUGAAGAAAUUGAGUCCGGGGAGUAGAAGUUGGCUCAGAAAAAUUUUUUUGUAAAGUAAGAAAAAGAAAAAGAUAAUUUUUUUAAAUACAGGAGUUUGGGUUGACAAAAACCAAUUAAAAUUGUGACCAGGAGGGAGGAAAAAUUUUAAUUCUUCGGCGGUCUUUGAAGGUCUGCUCCUGUAAGCCUAGUCUGCUCCACAAGGAAGGUCAUUUUACUUUACGGUAGGAGUUCCUUGAAAUUUGGCCAGAAUACUCCUCGAGGAACCCAUUGAGUCUUCUAAAAGCCUCAAUAUGCUCAACCUUCUCCAGUUUUCGAUAAACAAGAGCCCUGUGUUAGAGCAAACGAUCAAAAUACGUUAAAACAGGCUAUUUUGAAACUUUUUGACCACUUUUCUUGAAGAUUUGGAAGUUGUGCAGGUUGAGAUUCCUACGACCAUAAUUUGGUACUAUCCAAAAAUUAUCUGGCCAGUUUUCAGAAAACUUCUAACCACAAAGUAAAAUAACAUCUCUAUCAGUCAAAAAAGGUCAUUUUACUCUGGGGAAAAAAAUUUUUUUCUAGGGUUUAAAAAGGUCAGAUCAGGUUUUUUUUUUCCGCAGUCCAAAUUCCAUAACUUUACAGUUGGACCUGACGGCAACGCCGCACAAGAUCCGCUCGACGCCUUCCAAAAGACGGUCUUUCAUCGACCUGCACGAGCUCAAGGACAAGCUGCUCCGCGGCUCGAACGACACCAAAAAAACCGGUUCCCAUGUGUCAGUGGCCAGGUACCUCCGCUUCGCUAUUCUGUCGCACCCUUUAACUUUUCGACGUUUUUUUCUGAAUCCAAAAAAAAGAUUUUUCGAAGUUUUUGAUAAGAUAGGUUAACCGAGGAGAGAAAAAACCUAGGAAAUAAUUCAAGCUUUCAAAAAAUAAUUUUCACAUAAUUGAACCGAAAUGAGCCAUUUUCUUUUUUCAUGCCUUUUUUGGAUCCAAAGAAACGUCACAACCAAUAGGCCACUCACCAAAAAAAAAAGUUAUUUACAAAAGAUCCAUAAAUUAACUUUGGAGCCUCAAAAACCUCUCAAACCCUACCGUUUCCUAUGCGCAUGAUCCGCAAUAUCGUAUUUUCCUUGAUCGACCUUUUUCAUGUCGUAAAUUUCCUUUGGAAACGUGGUCUAUCCUUUGAUGCAUGGAGUUGCCGUUGAAUAAAACGAAUUUUAGUGGUGUGUUCCUUGAGAAAUUCUGAAAAGACUCGUAUAUUUGUGGCGGCUUUGGUAACGGAAAAUUAAAAUUGUACCAAAAGGAAUGAAGAAUGAGAAGAAAGAAGUAGGUAAUUAAAUAUAAAGUUUAGGAUUGAUAUUUUCCUAAUGAUUGAAAAGUUGAAGUUGAAGCCUGUCGUAACAAGUCUCGUCGAGCCUACGAUUUUUUAAGAUUUGUUGAACUGAAGACGAAAAUAGUUGUUUCAAAGUUUCCGUUCGUAAAUGUCUUUCAUUCCUCAAGCUAAUUGGAUUGUAUUUAGUUAGCUAAGAUGGUUAGAACAUGAAAAAAUAGGCAAUUUCCAACAAAAAUGAGCUCAAAACGCUAUUCCAGACGAAAAUCGCUGUAUCUUCCGUUUGUAACUGUUUUUUUUUUCUUCAAUAACAGUAUGGUUUGGAGUGUUUCUAACUCGAAAAAUCAACGUCUUGUAUUUUUUCUCCUUCCAGCGAGUUUCUCAAAUCUGACUACAAUUAUGCGCAUCAAAUUUUGAGUCUAAAACAUAUAUUCUGUUUUGAAAGAAAUCCUAACAAGUUGAAUCUGUACGAGGCGUUGAUCAAGAAAAAUCACUCGUUGAAAUAUUCAAAAUGAAUAUUUUCCAGCGAUGACGCUCAAGCGCAAGCGAUGGUCGCCUCGUUCUGCGGAAGGUCGUUCGAUGACUGCGAAACGGACGAAAUCGCCCAGAGGAUACGUCGCGCCACGGCUAAUAUCAACCUCGAGAUUGAGACCCUCAUGGAGUUCCUCAAUCACAAAGGAGCUCUGUCUUGA
Caenorhabditis auriculariae is the source of this 10593-nucleotide messenger RNA. NCBI's taxonomy places the organism in Eukaryota, Metazoa, Nematoda, Chromadorea, Rhabditida, Rhabditidae. The record is from the annotation of a GenBank genome assembly.